AUGAGGGGAGAAGCGCGAGUGAGGGAGGCUUUGGGAUUUGUGACAUUGCUAUGGAACCAUCCGUUUCUGACAGGCAUGCUAAUCCUCAUUUUCACUCCGCCCUUUUUCCCCCUCGUGGUAUAUUUCUCCCCGCUUCUCAUGUCCACCGCGCUCUGCGUGGUGGCGCUUGUGAGUGUGGGCUCCCAAAUGGAGAAGAUUAAGGCGGAGGGCGGGCCUGGGCAGUUCGAGAAUCAUCUCAGGCGAGAUCAAGGAAUCAGCACAUGGAUGCCCAGGGACGGACUAAGAAUUGAAUCCUUGGGUCACCACUACGGUCAUCGCGACAAUCGUCACCGUAACCAUUAUGCGAACAUCAACGUUGUUCCUGUAACGCCGUCAUGGACUGAAGGAAGUGUUGGUGGAGCCACGACGACACGUGUGUCAGUGCCAUUACGUCCAGAACCAGUGGAGAACAAUCCACCGACGCCAGCGGCUGUGGAAAGCGACGAAGAUUGGUUGGAUAAGUGGGUCAUGGAGUAUGAGUCAAGACCAGGAUGGGGAGAGCAAGAGGACCAGACCUUACCUACACCAGUAAUUCAGACGUCGACAAGAUCACUGGCACCAGCUACAUCAGUAAUCCCUACGUCCAUUUCCGGAAGAGAUGAAAGCAAUGAAUACGUGUCAUCGGUGUCUCCCGUUAAACGAACUAGAUCAGAAAUCCAUGAAGAAAAAUGUCCUAUAGCUUCUGUUCCAGCUCCUGCUGUGGCUCGCGAUGCAGGGGCUGCUUCAGCUCUAGUGGCACACAGGGAGAAUUUAACACGUUCCUUCCCACCAAUGCCACCAACGCCUACAUCUGGAAAUCAGGAAGAGGUAGUGGUGGUUUUGAAGGAGUCCGUUCUGCAGCCUUACAUUUCUUUUGCACCAAUCUGCACGGGCAGAGAAAAGCAAGUGAACAGAAUUUGCCAGCCCACACAAGAGAUGCAUACAGUUCCGACGAACAGUGUGGUUGUGGAGCGCGUGUCAGAUGUUCAAGCUUUGCAGUCUAUCGACAAGCUGCUGUACGCGGAAAUGGGUGGAUCCACACCUCCCAUUUCACUCCCAAGAAAUGCUGGGAGCUCUGCGGACGUGAAGAGCUCUAGAUUGGAGAAUUCGAGCGGCACAAAGCCGCAAGUUAUUCUUUAUGAGGAAGCAAUGAGUCCUCAGUUGAAUGCGAAGGCAAGUGUCUCAGCUAGCAAAGGACACGCAGUGGAGGCCUCAGAGAAGAAUAGAAACAAGAUAGCCAUUGGUGCUUCACCUGACAUUGCUGGAGAAACUCCGCUCCUUCGCCACCUGAAGACAUCGCGGACGGAGAAACAGAGCAGGACAUCUAGUGGCUACUCUCCUCUUGUGCUUCGUACUUCAAGAGGCCUUAUGUCAGAGAAGGUAUUGCCUCCUCCCCAAUUUUCUCCUCGCCUCUUGCAAAGCUUGCAACCUUUGCCCCCAAAAGGAUUCUCACCCCGCCUGCCGAAUUCAAGUAUGGUUCCCCUUAGUAACCCGGUGGAGAAGAUUCCUCAAUGGGUGUACGAUGGGAUUCCGAAGGAAACAACCGAAACCCAGGUGAAGCAAGCAGAAACCGCGAAGGAAAAGCAUGUCACGGCCUCCGAACAGGCAGUGAAGGUACUAUCCUACCCGAGGAGGAGGACGCAUGCUCGUCGACCAUCGCCAAUUCAAGUAAAUUACGAUGAUUUACAACCUCGGUCAUUCAAUGUGAGCACAGCCAACAAAUCGAAUAUUAAUCUAGCCAAGUCCGUGGCCCCCGAUACAAUUCUGAAGGAGACAACAUCCGAACAGGCACCUGAGGUUAGUCCUCACAUGCCGGUUGCAAGGGCAGACUUAGCCUGUGGAGCCGCGACGAUCAGAAAGCCAGUCGACGCCGACCCGCCCCCCAACCGCAUUUUGGAGAAUUUUGCAACAGAGCGUAUGCAUGGGAAUGAUGUUCCCCAUGGAAGUACAAAAGUAGCUUCGAUCGAAAAGGCCGCAUUGCCAAUCUCCACAACUCCUGCAGCAUUUUCACCACGCACAACCCCACUAGCAGUAGCAGCUUCUUCUGAUGUAGAUGGUGCAGCAGUAUCACCCCGACAAGCUUCGGUAGCAGCGUCUCCUCGGACAUGUUCACCUACUGCGUCAUCUUCUCGUGAAACCACGAUGGCAGCGUCACCUCGACAAGCCUCAAUUGCAGCAUCUCCUACACCAGCUUCGGUAGCGUCAUCACCUCGAAGACCUUCAGUGCCAUCCUCACCUUCGAUUCCAUAUUCUAGAAGACGCAGACAUGGCUUCAUGUACGCUUCUGACAAACUUGCGUUAACAAGUCCAAGCCUCCUGGACGAAGUAUCAUACUACUAUGAUGCUCCUCCAGCAGCAGCAGCUGAUAAGGAGGAGAAAGUUGUAGCUGAAUUGGCAGCUGAAUCGUCUGAGGAGUACGUUCCCAUCGAGAAAGAGGUGAGCUCUCUACCAAAGGUAGAGGUCAACGAUUUGCCAGACUUGAAAAUUGAAGAAUACUCCAUCUCUGCUCCAUAUCCUGUGGAUGGAGCGCUUCACUGGGGCAGGAGUCUCAGCGCACGAAGGUCGUCACCAUCAAGGAAAUCCAGGAGGCGACUCGAACCAAGGAGAGUUGUGAUGAGCCAAGAUACUGACAGAUUCUCUUUGAAAAAGAGCUUGUCAUUGAAAAUUUUAGACUCCACAUCUGAUGACGAGCGCGAGUCUGUCACCCCUAGAGCUUCACGGCGGUUGGGCAGGACCAUCAAGCCACUUGUGUGGCGUUCACGCUCCAUGACGAACCGAGAGGAUAGUGAUUGA
Molecule: messenger RNA, 2811 nt
Organism: Physcomitrium patens
Lineage: Eukaryota; Viridiplantae; Streptophyta; Bryopsida; Funariales; Funariaceae
Source: RefSeq, a predicted model, not a curated record